Messenger RNA from Hordeum vulgare subsp. vulgare (domesticated barley), 2855 nucleotides. Its product is annotated as sucrose synthase 7-like. Gene Ontology annotation, molecular function: sucrose synthase activity. Gene Ontology annotation, biological process: sucrose metabolic process. NCBI's taxonomy places the organism in Eukaryota, Viridiplantae, Streptophyta, Magnoliopsida, Poales, Poaceae. The transcript has 16 exons. Bases 71 to 2665 code for a protein of 864 amino acids. The record is from RefSeq and is a predicted model, not a curated record.
AUCAACACCCAGACAAAUCACCACAGCCCAACCACGACGUUCCUCCUUGGUUUCAUUUCCCUCCCUGGCCAUGGCCUCCGCCAAGCUCAGCUUCAAGAGGAUGGACAGCGUCGCCGAGAGCAUGCCCGACGCGCUGCGCCAGAGCCGCUACCAGAUGAAAAGGUGCUUCCAGCGCUACGUGUCCCGGGGCCGGAGGCUCCUCAAGAACCAGCAGCUCAUGGAGGAGCUCGACCGGUCGCUCGACGACGAGCUCGAGAAGGAGAAGCUCGUCGAGGGCUUCCUCGGCUACAUCAUCUGCUCCACCCAGGAAGCGGUGGUGCUGCCGCCGUUCGUCGCGUUCGCCGUCAGGAUGAACCCCGGCAUCUGGGAGUACGUCAAGGUUCACGCCGACGACCUGUCGGUCGAAGGGAUCACGCCCUCCGAGUACCUCAAGUUCAAAGACACGUUAUACGACGAGAAAUGGGCCAAGGACGACAACUCGCUGGAGGUUGAUUUCGGCGCUCUUGACCUCUCAACGCCUCGCCUCACGCUCCCCUCCUCCAUAGGGAACGGGAUGCAGUUCGUCUCCAAGUUCAUGUCUUCGAAGCUGAAUGGCAAGCCUGAGAGCAUGAAGCCGUUGCUCGACUAUUUACUCGCUCUGAAUUACCGCGGAGAGAAGCUGAUGGUUAACGACACAAUCGACACGGUCAACAAGCUUCAGACGGCGCUGCUCCUUGCAGAAGUUUUUGUUAGCGGGCUGCCCAAAUUCACACCAUACUUGAAGUUUGAACAAAGGUUUCAGGAGUGGGGAUUGGAGAAAGGAUGGGGUGAGAACGCCGAAAGGUGCAAGGAGACGCUGAAUUUCCUAUCUGAAGUGCUCCAGGCACCGGAUCCUAUCAACAUGGAGAAGUUCUUCAGCAGGGUUCCAUCCAUAUUUAACAUUGUUGUCUUCUCUAUCCAUGGCUACUUUGGGCAAGAGAAGGUUCUAGGCUUGCCAGACACCGGCGGCCAGGUUGUCUACAUCCUGGAUCAAGUCAGGUCCAUGGAAGAGGAGCUGCUGCAAAGAAUCAAGCUGCAGGGUUUGCAUAUAACACCAAAGAUUCUUGUGCUAACAAGACUGAUACCAGAUUCCAAAGGCACAAAGUGUAAUGUGGAACUCGAACCGGUUGAAAAUACAAAAUAUUCGCACAUACUACGCGUGCCGUUCAAGACUGAAGAUGGGAAGGAUUUGCGCCAGUGGGUUUCCCGGUUCGACAUUUACCCUUACCUAGAGAGAUAUGCUCAGGAUGCCUCUACUAAAAUUCUUGACAUGCUGGAAGGCAAACCGGACUUGAUCAUUGGCAACUACACUGAUGGCAAUUUGGUGGCGUCCCUCAUGUCAAGCAAACUAGGAGUCACACAGGGAACAAUUGCGCAUGCUCUCGAGAAGACGAAGUAUGAGGACUCAGAUGUCAAGUGGAGAGAGCUGGACCAGAAGUACCACUUCUCGUGUCAAUUCACUGCUGAUAUGUUUGCCAUGAACACUACUGACUUUAUCAUCACUAGCACAUACCAAGAAAUUGCUGGAAGCAAAGAGAAGCCUGGCCAAUAUGAGCAUCACUAUGCAUUCACAAUGCCCGGGCUCUGUCGCUUCGCCACGGGCAUCAAUGUCUUUGACCCGAAGUUCAACAUUGCUGCACCUGGCGCCGAUCAGUCCGUCUACUUCCCCUUCACACAGAAGCAGAAGCGGCUGACGAAUUUACACCCACAGAUUGAGGAGUUACUGUACAGCAAGGAGGACACAGAUGAACACAUAGGGUAUCUGGCAGAUAGAAGUAAGCCAAUCAUCUUCUCGAUGGCGAGGCUGGACAAGGUGAAGAACAUCACUGGACUAGUGGAGUGGUAUGGGCAGAACAAGAAGGUCAGGGACCUUGUGAACCUCGUCGUCGUUGCAGGCCUCCUGAAUGCUGCGCAGUCCAAGGACCGAGAAGAGAUAGACGAGAUCAACAAGAUGCACAAUUUGAUUGACAAGUACCAACUGAAAGGGCAGAUCCGCUGGAUCAAGGCUCAGACCGACCGUGUCCGCAAUGGCGAGCUGUACCGUUACAUCGCAGAUUCAAAGGGUGCAUUUGUUCAGCCUGCUCUCUAUGAAGCAUUUGGGCUAACAGUCAUCGAGGCGAUGAACUGCGGGCUGCCAACAUUCGCAACGAACCAAGGAGGGCCGGCAGAGAUCAUCGUCGAUGGGGUCUCAGGUUUCCACAUAAACCCAAUGAACGGCAGGGAGGCAGGCACCAAGAUUGCAGACUUCUUCCAGAAGUGCAAGGAAGACCCAAGCUACUGGAACAAGAUGUCGACUGCCGGACUUCAGCGCAUCUAUGAAUGCUACACAUGGAAGAUUUACGCAACUAAAGUGCUCAACAUGGGAUCAAUGUAUGGCUUCUGGAGGACUCUGAACAAGGAAGAGAGGGUGGCGAAACAACGCUACAUGCAGAUGUUCUACAACCUUCAGUACAGGAAUCUGGUGAAGACCGUCCCCAGAGUAGGGGAGCAGCCUCCAAGACCCGCGGCCUCGACGGGCGCGGUGGCGGAGCGUAACCAGAUCGUCGCGAGGCCGAGAGAAAGAAAGCCGCAGGGUCGAGUCCAAAGGAUGAUGACCAGCCUGCUCGGGCCGAAGCCGCCAACCUACGAACAGAACGGCUACAGAUGAACUUUGAUUGUGCUCUGGGGCAAGAUGUUCGCAGCUCAAUUCAUUCUAUUGAUGGCAUAGUGUGUGAAGUGAUUGGUGUGGGAUUUGUAUACGUGUGUGGAUCUUUGUUGUGUCGGUUGUUGUUUGGAAACAUGUAACAAAGAUCAAAAGUGCCCAUGGCAACAACUGAUAAUAUACGACGAUUGGAGAA